Molecule: messenger RNA, 1245 nt
Organism: Candida albicans SC5314
Lineage: Eukaryota; Fungi; Ascomycota; Pichiomycetes; Serinales; Debaryomycetaceae
Exons: 1
Coding region: 1-1245 (414 amino acids)
Source: RefSeq, a predicted model, not a curated record
AUGCUUUCAUUUAAAGGUUGGAAGGUUCUUCUCAGUAUCCCUAUUAAGUUAUUGGCCGUCUUACUUAAAUAUCCAUUUGCUGGAGGCGUAAAUAAAAAAUUCAAAUAUGAUUUACUCAAUUCACUCAAGUUGAUUCUUUAUCGAACGGCUUUACAUAUGCCUGUUAGAGAAAGUGCGUUGUUGUCAAUUAUGUCAAACCAUUUUAUCAUUAAUAAAUUAAUCAAAAAUUUGUAUCCUACAUUGACAAAAUUACCAAGCUAUGGUAAAAAAUACGAUAAGCAAAGCUACUGGCUUGUGAAGAACAGAGACAGAAAACCAAAUGAUCCAAUAUUGAUUUUCUUGCAUGGUGGGGGGUAUUUUUUUGAAACAAUGCCCUGUCAGAUUGAAUCCCUAUUGAGUAUCUAUCAUGUGUUAGAUGCACCAAAAAGAAGCAGUUUGUCAAUAUUAGUUUUGGAUUACAAGCUAGCAAGUAGAGGAUACAAAAUCCCGUAUCAACUUACCCAGUUGAUUGAAACUUAUACUAAUUUGGUGAAGGAUGGUAACACCAAUAUGAUGCUAAUGGGGGAUUCUGCUGGAGGAAAUUUAGCUCUAACGUUUUUGCAACACUUGAGAUUAGACCAUGUUAAUUUGCCAUAUCCAACCAGUACCAUAUUGAUUAGCCCUUGGGUGAAACUAGCACCUGACGAAAUACAAAACACACCUGGGUAUUCCUACCACGAUAACACGCCGGUGGACAUGAUUCAGGUUGAUUUCUUCAGAGAUGUUGAGAAGCAAAAUGCGAUUUUGGGAGACAUAGAACACACUGAAUUGACUAUAUCACCAGGAAAUUGUCUUUACCGACAUGAAGACUGGGAGGAUAUUCCUUCAUUGGUAGAACCUGGUCACUCAGUAUUUGUUAUUGUAGGUGAACAUGAAUGCUUUAGAGAUGAUGUUUUGGAAUGGUGUCAUUUUGCUUUGAAAUCUCCUUUAACUUCACAAAGAGAUGAUUCUAGAGGUGUCUUUAACCCAAAGAUUCAUGAGUACAUCAGAAAUGGUAAUGAUUUUGCUUAUGUUGAAGUGGUGGUGGAGCCAUGGGGUGUUCACGACUCAGUAUUGUAUUUUGAAAACACAAUAAUUUCCAAGGUUAAGAAAAAUCCAAAAUUGAAGGUAAACUUAUUAAAUAGCCAUGAAUACUUUGGAUUCAUCAAACUUGUAAACUUCUUGAAUAACGUACUUCCGGGAAGUUCACAAACAAAAUUUGUAUAA